AGGCGGUAAAUAUAUCGCAAACACAGCGCACUUGUCCUAUGCUCCGAUUCCUCUCCUUGCGUCAGUGAUCUCUUAGCAUCCACGUUAAAAGCUGCUAACAUGGAUAAACUGUUACCGGCGCAGGAAGCUGCCAAAAUCUACCACACAAACUAUGUAAGGAAUGCAAGGGCAAUCGGCGUGAUGUGGGCGGUGUUCACAAUCUGUUUUGCCAUCAUCACGGUGGUGGUGUUCAUCCAGCCUUAUUGGAUCGGGGACAGCGUGAACACGCCUCAAGCGGGUUAUUUCGGCCUCUUCCACUACUGUAUCGGCAAUGCCCUGACCUCCGAGCUGACCUGCAAAGGAAGCCCCCUGGACUUCAGCUCCAUACCGUCUCCAGCAUUUAGAACGUCGAUGUUUUUCGUGGGCGUCUCCAUGCUGCUGGUGGUCGGCUCUAUGGUUUGCUUCGCACUCUUCUUCUUCUGCAACAGCGGAAGCGUGUACAAGAUCUGUGCGUGGAUGCAGCUGGCGUCAGCUGGCUGCAUGGUGAUUGGCUGCAUGAUCUACCCCGACGGCUGGGAUUCAGACGAAGUGAAGCGCAUGUGUGGCCAGCGGACGGGCAAAUACACACUAGGCAACUGCACCGUGCGCUGGGCGUACAUCCUGGCCAUCAUCAGCAUUCUGGACGCUCUCAUCCUCUCCUUCCUUGCCUUUGUUCUGGGAAAUCGCCAAGACAACCUGCUGCCGGAGGACUUCCAGGCGGGUGGUGCAGAAAAACCCUGAACUGGAAGAGGGAGGAGCAGAAGAGCCACAAACAGGAGGCUUCUCUCCCAGAACAGCGGCAGAAGCCCUGUUCUGAUGGUGCUGCUCCUUAUCUCAACACAAGCGACGGACAGAGCCCAGAAGAGGGUCAUUUCCCUCAGCAGGCUGUGUCUUAAUGAUAAACUAAUGGGAGGUAUAAUGGUCUUGUACUGGACUUCUCUAGGAGAGGCCUGUGUUAAAAGCACAUCACCUAAAACAUUACAGGGCACUACUGGUCUGUUCUUACAGAGAAACUGAGCUGUUCUAUCCAUUUGCAUGUGAAAACACAAAUAGUGGUUUGUGGCAUCUUAUUAGCUACGUAAAUUAAUUAACUACGUUAAUUCUUGACAGUAAUAUGCUUAUAAUGUGCUAUUUGCCUCACUUGUACAGCGCUUUGGACAAAAAUCAUCUGCUAAAUAAAUAAAUGUAACGCAAAUGUAGCAAGA
Brienomyrus brachyistius is the source of this 1223-nucleotide messenger RNA. It is a transcript of the gene lhfpl5b, whose product is annotated as LHFPL tetraspan subfamily member 5b. Gene Ontology annotation, biological process: sensory perception of sound; detection of mechanical stimulus involved in sensory perception. The transcript is spliced from 3 exons. Lineage: Eukaryota; Metazoa; Chordata; Actinopteri; Osteoglossiformes; Mormyridae. Gene Ontology annotation, cellular component: plasma membrane. Bases 100 to 759 code for a protein of 219 amino acids. The record is from RefSeq and is a predicted model, not a curated record.